GUCUAAAGGCUUGCUAAGAUAUACUAAACUUACCUAAGUCUUUUCAUUACUUAGAAAAUAGGUCCUCAGUUUUCUUGUCAUGCGACUCACAGCUCUCGGUGCCUCGUUGUGUUGCAUGGACUUCCGUCCCGGAGAUUCGGUUAUAGAGUCGCAAGACAUCGUCCAUGGCCUACUCAGGCUCAAUUCAGCACGUAAUGCAAAUGGGUACCGUCCUUUGAUUUGGGACCCUGCCCUUGCCUCCAAUGCGCAAGACUAUGCCAUCCAAUUGGGCUGUGGCGCCGUGGCACCUGGCAAGCCAGAGAGAACCGCUGUAUACAAAGAGAUCUCGGCCACAUGCGCGGGUCAACCACAUAGGCGUACUUUCGAGACUGCUGCGAACUUCUGGCUCACUGCCAAUUACAGGCCCAACCGUGUAUCAGAGGACUACUAUAACUACCGUGAAUGCAUGGGUCCUGAGGCAGGUCGAGUCGGAUGUGGUCAGUCAUAUGAUCAUGAAAACCACUGCGUUUUUUACACAGUUUGUAUGUUCUCUUCCCACAGAGAUUGUGUGAAUGCAUGAGGUGACCUCUGCCCUUAUGGUUGCCAUCACAAAGAAUGCGAUGAGGGAACGGUAACAUCCGGUAUUAUAUCAUGAAAUAGGCGGUGAAAUCAAGAGUUUGCUUUGCUAGUAGUGAUAAAUCAGAAC
This is a messenger RNA of Fusarium odoratissimum NRRL 54006, 685 nucleotides long. RefSeq lists its product as uncharacterized. The transcript has 3 exons. The record is from RefSeq and is a predicted model, not a curated record. Lineage: Eukaryota; Fungi; Ascomycota; Sordariomycetes; Hypocreales; Nectriaceae. Bases 80 to 559 code for a protein of 159 amino acids.